This is a messenger RNA of Paramacrobiotus metropolitanus, 1108 nucleotides long. RefSeq names its product atrial natriuretic peptide receptor 1-like. The transcript is spliced from 9 exons. Gene Ontology annotation, molecular function: signaling receptor activity; peptide hormone binding. Gene Ontology annotation, cellular component: membrane. The annotation marks the transcript as partial. The record is from RefSeq and is a predicted model, not a curated record. NCBI's taxonomy places the organism in Eukaryota, Metazoa, Tardigrada, Eutardigrada, Parachela, Macrobiotidae.
GCCUUUUCAUUUUGAUUUCCGUCGGCGCAGCUGCGCCCGAAAAAGCCACCGCAAGGUCUAAAAGUCAUCCGGUAUUUUUACAGCUUGGAACAGCCAAAUGUUAGCUACCACCUGGGGCAAUUAUGCCUAUUCCAACAAGAGACGUUAUCCCACACUAACCAACUUCUCCCCUUUUAUCGAUUACACUCUUAAUAAGUUUAUGUAUAAAGUAUUGGAAAACUUUAGCUACAACACCGUGGCCAUAUUGUGUGAUGAUGCCAACGACACGUUAUUACUGUAUAUCCCAAUGUGUUCAAAUUCAUUCGACACUCUGCGUCUGCAGUAUAAUAUCAGCGCCAGUCGGUUUUACGUAAAUGCCACGGACAAGAACCAUGUGAAACAUUACCUGGAGGAGGUACGAUCUGUUGCUCGAGUUGUCAUCAUAAUUGCCCACGGCGACCGGAUUCGUCCAAUCAUGCUGGCAGCGUUUGAUAAGCAGAUGACGGGGGGUGAUUAUGUCUAUUUCACAAUUGAGUUAUUUCCAAGCGCAAAGCACUUCGGAAGUAUAACUUGGAAUACCGGAAACGGCGAUAAGCGGGAUGCGGAUGCCAGAACCGCAUUUCGCUCCCUUUUUAAAAUAUCUCUCCGCAGUCCAGAUGCCACACCUGAUUACCAUAAUGCUACAGAGGAAAUAAAGCUACGGUCAAAAACAGCAUUCAAUUACACAUACGCCACUGGAGAAGAAGUCAAUCCAUUUGCGAUGGCUUAUUAUUACGCCCUCGCCGUCUACGCAAAGGUAAUGAAUGACACCGUAGCGAAUGGAGGGCAUCCCAAUGACGGGCCGUGGAUGAGCAAGCAGAUGUGGAAUCACACAUACUCGGUACUGGGCCAGGAUAUCAUAAUCAACGCUAAUGGCGAUCGUGAAGCGGACUGGACACUGCACCAAAUGGACAGCGAAACCGGAGCGUUUAUGGCUGUUUUGGAGUAUUCAGCCAAACGAAAAGCCCUGGAACCUGUUCGUGACCCAGUAAGCAACAGCUCCCGCCAAAUUAUGUGGUACAACCGUAACGGUCCCCCUCCUAACGAACCAAAAUGCGGUUAUCGUGGAAUUAAACCAGAGUGCGGCACU